Messenger RNA from Pieris brassicae (large cabbage white), 1828 nucleotides. RefSeq lists its product as uncharacterized. The transcript is spliced from 6 exons. Bases 374 to 1435 code for a protein of 353 amino acids. The record is from RefSeq and is a predicted model, not a curated record. Lineage: Eukaryota; Metazoa; Arthropoda; Insecta; Lepidoptera; Pieridae.
UAAUCAACAACAAAACAAGACCAAAUUAUAUAUAUGUUUUAAACCUAUAACUUAUUAAAAAUGUUGCUUUAAUUUAUCAUUAGCUCUUCUUUCUAUUUUUUUUUAAUUUUUAAAGAGUUUCAGUAAAAAAGGAUGGCGUUUGUAUCUACUUGUUGAAAAUUUGUUCAGUUAUUCAUAUGACUAAACAGGUAGCGUGACCAUGGCAACGAUGUUGUUAAGCCAGCUAUUAAAGAUGUAAAAUAUUAACAACUGACUUGACAAAGACCGAUCUUUUCGUAAGAUAAGUAGAAACGAAACAAAGUAUUUAUUGUAGCAUAGCGAUAAGCAGUAUUAUCCGUAAUAACUUUACUAAGUGUUAAAUCUAAAAAGUGAAAUGCUGGAUUCUGAUGACUUAUUGGCCAGAGAAAAUGAAUUCAAAAAACUUAAUAAGCAACUGGAAAAAAAAACAGAAAUGCUAAUGAAAGAAAUCGAACAAGUUAUGCAAAGACAGGACAUAUUUUCAGAAUUUGCAGGUCCCUUAUCCAGUCCUAUAAACCACCAUAGCAAAAGACACUAUCGUGAUACACCAAGCAUUAAAACAUCAGACAAGAUGUGUGGAACAACAAAAACUAUAGAAAAUGGGACACCCAAAAAAAUCAACAGUAAAAAGAUUGAUACUGGAAAUGUUGAUAAUACAGAUAUAGGAAUAAAAAAAUGUGUAACAAAUGUUUGUGAAUGGUGCAAUUUAAGUACUAAGAAGAAUAAUGAUUUGGAAUUUUUGUAUGCUUUCGUCUCAGUUAAUGUUAAGGAUAAUGUUUUGCCACAGUCAUUUUUAAAGGGUGGUGUGAAUAUUGAAAAUGUUUGCAAGUUUCUAUCAGCCAAAUUGAAAUUGAUGCAAGAACAAAUUGACAAACUGCAAGCAAAUAUAGAUAAAAUGGGUAAACAAUGUGAGAGCCACAUGACCCAAUUGGCUGGAUUGGAGAGUGAAAGACUGACUUUGGUGAAUAAGGCAAAUAAUUUGAGAUCGGAAAAUGCUGACCUCAAAGCAAAGUAUGCUGCCUCCAAUAAUAGAAUUAAUGAAAAGGACCGCCUAUACAGGGAACAGCGAAGUCUAGCGGACAAACUGACGAACGAAGCUAAAAGCUUGCGAUAUAAGAACGCGAAUGUCGAAGCGCGUUGUGCUGCUCACGAAGAAACGAUUGCUACCCUCAAACAACAACUCGAAGCCUCCAAAAUGGCUGAAAAGGAAUUUCGUGACGCGACACGCAACCUCUCUGCGUCGCAUCAGAAUGCAAUCUGCCGUUUGGAAGCGAAAGUGAAAUGCCUGACUACCCGCAUUGACAAACAAAUGGCUCUCAUAGACAAUCUAAAGAAGCAGAACGCAUUGCUUGCCACGGAGGGCGCUUUGAAGGCGUUGGAGAAAGAUUAUUACGAUUUCUUAAAUUCUGAUUUGUAGUCAUAUUUCAUUUCUUAAUACGUGCUGAUGGUCGAUAAUAUCUGAAAAUACUGAUUUCCAUCUAUUUAAUUUUACCAUUUUAUUGAAAUCUAAUGCAACCGAAAAGUUAAUUUUCUACGUCUUAAUCGUAGAUACAUACUUAAUAAUAAUAAAUCUCCUUGACAACACGGAGUCAGUGAUGACACCUAUCCUCUUUAGAAUUUUUGCUUUGCCUACCUUUAGUUGUUUCUUUCUUUAAAAUAGGUAUCCAUCGAGCAAGUUUCAUGCAAACCACGUGUCUUUUCCAAUUCGUAUUUUUUUUAAUGUAGUUCAAUAAUUAAAUUGACGAACAUUGGUUGUUAAGUGCGAGUCUAGUCCAUAAGUAUAUUAUAUUAAAAUAAAUAUUCCCUUACA